Hirsutella rhossiliensis is the source of this 858-nucleotide messenger RNA. Its product is annotated as glutathione-dependent formaldehyde-activating gfa. Gene Ontology annotation, molecular function: carbon-sulfur lyase activity. The transcript is spliced from 4 exons. The coding region runs from base 1 to 858 and encodes 285 amino acids. Lineage: Eukaryota; Fungi; Ascomycota; Sordariomycetes; Hypocreales; Ophiocordycipitaceae. The record is from RefSeq and is a predicted model, not a curated record.
AUGCGGACGUACCGCGGAAACUGCCACUGCGGCGCAGUGGUGUUCGAGGCAGAGCUGCCGGAGAUCACGUCGGUGCACGAGUGCAACUGCAGCAUCUGCCACAAGAAAGGCUACCUGGGCUUGUUCCCGCACGCCGACGCCUUUCGCUUCGUCAAGGGCUCCGACGUGGACAUGACGUCGUACACGUUUGGGCCCAAGAAGCUGGUUCACAAGUUUUGCCCUACCUGUGCGACGCCCCUGAUGGCGGAGUUUGUCGACGCUCCUCCGGAGAAGCGGUGGGUGCUGAACGCCCGCGCCAUCCAGGGCCUCGACCUGUGGAACUUCCCAAGGGAGCACUUCGACGGCACGAAGCUCGGGGACGUGUACGAGCCGCCGGCGUACCAGGGCGCACUGCCGUCUGCGGCGGCGACGGACACGGACACGAAGCUGUACACGGGCAGCUGCCACUGCGGGAGGGUGGGCGUGGCGCUGGUGAGCAAGCCGCUGGACGAGACGUUUGACGAGCGGCGCGUCGAGUGCAACUGCAGCAUCUGCGAACGGAACGCCUACUACUGGAUCUACCCGGCGCGGAGCCAGGUGGUGCUGGCGGGUGACGAGGCUGACAUUGGGCGGUACGCGUUCGCGCGGCGCUUCCUGACCAAGACGUUCUGCCGCGUGUGCGGCGUGGCCAUGACCAACGACGCAAACCCGAAGCAGGACGAGGUGCCAGCCGAUUUGCAGGCCGGGCUGGCGGAGUGGACGACGAAGCACCACCCGGUCAACCUGCGCGUCUUCCCGGACGUCGACCUGGCGCGCCUGAAGCCGGCGGAGCGCUUCGACGGCGCCACCAAGCUGCCGCCGGCGUACGUGAACCCCUGA